This is a messenger RNA of Pisolithus orientalis, 258 nucleotides long. RefSeq lists its product as uncharacterized. The transcript has a single exon. The record is from RefSeq and is a predicted model, not a curated record. The annotation marks the transcript as partial. Lineage: Eukaryota; Fungi; Basidiomycota; Agaricomycetes; Boletales; Pisolithaceae.
AAGGACAAGAGAGAGCCCAUCCAUUGCCUCAAAUGCCAGAAAUUCAGCCACUUUGCCAAGGACUGCAAGGCCAACCACAACACCUGUGGAACAUGUGGAGCCAAACACAGAACAUCGAAAUGCAAGUCCUGCAAGAUGUACUACUGUGUGGCUUGCGACACUCCAGACCAUGCCAGCUCUGACCAGGAAUGCCCAGAAUUUGUCAGGAAAUGUGCAGACCUCGACAGCAGGACCCCUGAUAAUGCUAUGCCAUACUUC